Messenger RNA from Acytostelium subglobosum LB1, 591 nucleotides. RefSeq lists its product as hypothetical. The transcript is spliced from 3 exons. The annotation marks the transcript as partial. The record is from RefSeq and is a predicted model, not a curated record. Gene Ontology annotation, molecular function: S-adenosylmethionine-dependent methyltransferase activity. Lineage: Eukaryota; Evosea; Eumycetozoa; Acytosteliales; Acytosteliaceae. Gene Ontology annotation, biological process: phosphatidylcholine biosynthetic process.
AUGGAUAUGAGUUUGAUCAUUGCAUUGGUGUCGAUUGUAGUGCACGUUGCCAACUACAACUUCACUGCUCAACUUGAGUACAACACCAGGAUAUUCACAAAGGCCAUUGGUAAAUACACAAUAUACUACUAUGCAGUGUAUUUGAUAUUGAGUGCAUUGAUUCGUGAUCACUUUAUCGAUACUGCCAUUCAAAACGACAAGUAUCAGAUCGAGUUGUUCCCAGAUGAGUUUGCCACACUGCUUGGCAACAGCUGCUUUAUCUUUGGCAUCCUUCUCAACCUGUGGACUCUUCAUGCACUUGGAAUCAAAGGAAUGUACAAUGGCGACAGCUUUGGACAUGUGAUGGAUGCCCCAGUUCAAUCUGGUGUCUACCAAUUGUUCAAUGAUCCACAAUACGUUGGUACCACAAUCUCUUGCAUUGGAUACGCCAUUCGUUAUCAAAGUCUCAAUGGAUUCAUUUGCACAGCAUUGAUGGGACUGGUGUUCUACAUUUCUGUCAAGUAUGUAGAGGGACCACAUAUGAACAGAAUCUAUUCCAACAAGAAUGCUUCAAGGAUCAACUUUAAGAACCUAAAGAGUUUGAGAAACCUC